Messenger RNA from Orbicella faveolata, 1623 nucleotides. Its product is annotated as proprotein convertase subtilisin/kexin type 4-like. The record is from RefSeq and is a predicted model, not a curated record. Gene Ontology annotation, molecular function: serine-type endopeptidase activity. NCBI's taxonomy places the organism in Eukaryota, Metazoa, Cnidaria, Anthozoa, Scleractinia, Merulinidae. Gene Ontology annotation, biological process: protein processing. Gene Ontology annotation, cellular component: Golgi membrane; trans-Golgi network.
UCAGAGCCAUAAAUUAUACUCUGCACUGUCUGAGAUUGUCUCACUAGUUCAUGUUCAUAUCAGGCUUUUUGCAAAAACAGUCUGGCUUUGCUUUCAUUACAGGGUCGACAAGGACGUGGCUCCAUAUUUGUGUUUGCUGCCGGAAAUGGUGGAUAUGGAGACAAUAGCUGUGCUUUCAGUGGACUUGUGAAUAGCAUCUACACUAUUGCCAUAACAGGUGUAAAUAAAGAUGGUUCACUGCCACGCUAUGGAGAACGUUGUCCCGGAAUCUUAGCAGUUACAUACAGCAAAGAGAUGUUUCUCUUCGAAGAUAAGACGAAGGUGAUAACAGCCACUGCUAAUGGUGAAUGUACGGAUCAUUUUAGUGCUAGUUCCGCAGCAGCUGCUAUGGCAUCUGGACUUCUUGCAUUGGCUGUGGAAGCAAACAAAAACCUGACGUGGCGGGACAUGCAACAUAUUAUCAUACGGAGUUCCAGAGCUGAUAAGAGAAUCAUUAAAGCGAAGGACUGGAACAGUAAUGGAGCAAAUCUGACAGCUAGUAAUUAUGUUGGAUUUGGCUUGAUGGAUGCUUAUGGACUAGUUUCCUUGGCAAUGAACUGGACAACAGUAGCACCACAACUUACUUGCACGAUACCUUAUCUUCAUAUUGACAGGGUUAUUCCUUCAGCUGAUGCUCUCCAGGUAACCACUUCUCUGAAAGACGUUGCUAAUUUAUGUCCAGAGAUAAACUUCUUGGAACAUGUGCAGGUUCGACUAAGCCUUAACUACACAAUUGCAGAAGACCUGGAGGUUAAUCUUACCUCACCUCAGGGAACAAUAUCUCGUCUCAUUCAACGUCGUUCAAAGGGCAGUUUUCAAAGAGCAACAUCCUUGACUAACUGGAAAGUUCUGACUUUGCAUCACUGGGGUGAAAACCCUUCUGGUAUUUGGAUGCUCUCGCUAAAGAAUUCCCGACUUGAACAUGAGAAUACAGGAAUGCUGUUCGACUGGUCUCUGAUAAUGUUUGGUACAGCAACAGAUCCACUUAAAGGCAACCCUCAUGUCCCGGUAAUAACGGUUACACCAGGGCAGGAAAGUGAUACAAACAGUGCCCUUGCAGGACUUGAGAUUACGGGAGUCACAAUUGGAGCUGUCGUUGUUAGCUGCAUUUUAGGAAUCAGUAUAUAUAUUUGUUAAUAUUGUAAAACUCGUGGAUGUAAAUCUGCACCUUCUGGUGAAAUCUGCACCAUCUCGUAGAUGUAAAUCUGCACCUUCUGGUGAAAGUAAAUCUGCACCAUCUCGUAGAUGUAAAUCUGCAGCAUCGUGGGACACAUCUUUCUCUCAACGUGGUCAGCUGAAGAUGACCCAAUGCGAACAACCACCAAAUGUUUCUUAUGUUUAGAAACACGAGUUUAGAGAAUGAGAAAUGCCGUGUGAACACGAGCUGACAGGCAAGUGUUUCCACGGCUUUUUCGACUUCUCUCAAACUUCUACUCGCAUUUCUAUAUCUCGAUUGAAACACAGAACAGUUGUUUUCUAUUUCUAGUUCUGUGUUUCUAUCAAGCUAUAGAAACAUAAUUUUUAACCAGUCGGCGUGCAUAUUUUUUGGGGGAUGUUUCCUAAUGGUAUUUAAUGUGCAUUCAU